AUGGCGCCUGCUUUGAUGUGGCUGGCCCUGGCAUGUGAAAUCCUCCUGGGAGGGGCCAUGCCUCGAGAAGGCUCCACUGCAUGCCCCUGUUUGAAUUUCACUGAUCCCGGCUAUGGCUGGGGGUGUCGUGCCCAUGACGUGAAUGGGUCUCAGUAUCCCCAGUGCUUGUCUGUUCCGCCGCCCGAAUGGUGUCUGGGCAUGUGGUGUUACGUGGACCCAAAUCGAUGCGCAGUCACCAACCAGGCGAGCGAGCUUAGCCCCGACCUGCGCUGGAGCUACACCACCUGCGGCUAUCGAGACUCGUUCUCUCUGGCAAACAUCACGGAGAGCAUCCGCGGGCAGACGCUGCGCGUGCUUUUCAUUGGCAACACUGGGGGUUGGAAGGGCAACUACUGCAGCGAGCCGGGUCGGAUCUGUAACAAUCAGCGUGGACGGGGGCCAACCCAGCGUGUCUUCGACAGCCUCACGAAUGCCGCUGGUUUCUUUGUGGACGCACAACAGGAAGUAGAUGAAGCUGUCCUGGAGCAGAUGAGGAGGGUUAGCUCUUCCAGCUCCCAGUUCGACUUGUGCACCUGGGCUACGGGAAUGGGCUUCGUUGACAUCUGCGGUUGCUCCAUGGUGAUGCUCCCUAGGCGAACAGAUGCCAGCCCCUUCAUCACGAUGUGGACAGAGCCGACUGUGCUGGUGGGCCCCAUUCAGGCCGAGCAGGCCAGUGAUGAUUUCGUGUCCAUGAUCGGCCGGGCUUUCAGACCCUUUACUCCGGGACUUUGGGGCAUGGUUCUGGCGAUGGUAUUGUUCAUGUCUACGCUGAUCACCUGCUUUGAGCGGGGUGAAGGGGGCCAGUUCGAGACGGUCAAGAAGUCGGAGACCUUUGGAGAAUUUCUCUGUGCUGCCUUCUACACCCUGGUUUCUUUUGAAGUGCAAUUCCAGCCGCAGACAGUAGGUGGGCGCACAGUAUCUUUGGGGCUCACGUUCUUUUUGAUCUUGCUGGUCUCUGGCUACACGGCCACCUUGGCAUCCUUCCUGGUGGUUGAGAAUCGACUGGCCUCCCCUAUCUCCAGCCUCGAUGAUGCCAUCCGACUGAACUACAAGGUCUGUGCGCACAGGUCAGACAGCGGACUGGUGAUCCUGAGCGGAGUAGCAGAGAGCAACGUGGUCGUCCUUAAUUCCAGGGGUGACGUCCUGCCGAGCGUGGGCUCCUCCUGCGACGUGGCCGUGCUGCGGCAAGAGGAUUUCGAAGCAUCUCAGGCUGUCAAUCGAGGAAGCUUCUGCGAUCUUGCAAAGAUUGGAGAUCCCAUUUCAGCCAGUUCGAUUGGGAUGGCCGUCUCCGAUAAGUGGGUACGGGCACUGCGCUAUGCAAUGACAACAAUAGACCAAGAAGGGCAAGUGCAGGAAGCGCUGAAUGCAUACAGGCCCAUAGACUACUGCAGUGCAGUGGCUGAAGAGGAAGAAGCCACAGCUGAGCCACCGGCCCUGCAAAUUGUUGGGAUGGCAGGCCCCCUCUUCCUUACCACGCUCAUUGCCAUCUUGGCUGGUUUUCUGCAUAUUUCAAAAGCUUCCCUCGAUAAGCACCGUGAGCGCCGGCAGCAAGGGGCUGCAGCUGUCGCCGAGAACGAGGAUGAAAAGCCUUCAGGAGCUGGGAGCAGUUCGCUGGAACAGCGAGGCCAAGGCCCUGGCCCUAGCGUUGCCGUGCAGGCAACUAUGAUGACUCGGACUCCGAGGAGCCUUGGGCUUGACGAUCAUGGGGGCAAGAUCAUCAACUCUGACGAAGAGGACGAGGAGAAGGGAGGUGCCGCACCUGACUUAGCCGUCAACCAGGAGGACGGGGAGGAGGAGGACGAGGAGGACGACGAGGAGUCAGACAAACUGACCUCGGCAGCCAAGGCCUUCAAAUCCCUGAAAAAGAUGGGGGAGGAGGCCCUGUCCUUCAAGAAGUAUGAGAAGGACCACGCAAAGACGGAUCGGGUCCGAAGUCAUCAGAUGAGCCUUGACCGGGUCACGUCUGCGUCCGCAGCAACUCUGCGGGGGCAGGGAUGGCUACCCGGUGCUGAUGCCAAAGAAGCAGUGUUGCCCUCAGAGAUCGGCGUGAAGAGGAGAGCGGACGAGCAGGAGGGGGAGGUGGAGCUGAAAGGCAAGGGCAAGGGCCAGGAGAAGGGUGGCGACAAGGGAAAGGGCAAGGGCAAGAUGAGCGUCAAGGACGGGAUCGGGAGAGCUGACAAAGUUGAAGCGUUUCAAGGGGCAGUCUGGUCUCGACCACAACGGAAAGGUCUGGAAGCCAGAGAUUUGGAUGCAGAUGCGCAACGAAUUCGACUGAGCAUCCUGCAGAUGGAGGUUGGAGACAGCAAAGGCUGCCUGAACUUCCAAUCUCACUGCUCACCUGGCCGGUUCAUCUGUAGACAUGCCGUGUCCAUGCCCACCGUGAAAUUCACCACCUGCAGUUCUCGAGAGGUCCCUUUGACUAUGGCGAUCGAGGACAGCCUGGGGGGGCUGGCCCUCAACCCUAUCAUGUCCUUCAAAGUCCAGUUCUGCAGAGCUGCACAGCAGCAUCUGGCAGCCCUCCUUGUGCAGCCGAUGUCCAUGGAGAAAUUCGUUUGUCACGGGGAUGGGCAGAUCGUCGAUGUCGACUUUCAGGUGGCCAAAGCCCUGUUGGAAUCAGAACCGGAGCUCCUGAGCCUGGAAGUGGAUUCCAAACACCGCUUCGACUUCUGCCUUCAUUUCGGCCACCAGAGCACGGCUGCUGCUGGGGUGCCUGUUCAAGGCUGGGGCUUUUCGACUGAGAAGGGUGACGAAGAUGACAACUGCAGCGAUUUCGAAGGCAUAGAGUGGGAUGAAAGCUGGUCCAGGGGAUGCCAAGAGAUUGCAGCAAGCGCCUCCACAACGCCCGUGAUUUUUGCAGAGCUUGAGGCUUUCCGCUCCAAGUCGGUCUCUCCCAAAAACGUCACGCAGGAAGCCAUGGCCCACCUUCUCAACGUUGCCAUCCUUUUUUGGGGAUGCCGAGCUGGCCAAGCGUCUUGCGCAGCACUGAGCUGUGGCAGCAAGCGCGAGUUGAAGGCCUUCAGCUGCAGCUCGGGCCUUGGCCAAGCCGUAAGAAACGUGGCGGCCAAGUUUCUCCUCCAGCGCUCCGGGGAGGGUCUCAAGUGCUUUCACGCUGUUCUGUCUGGGUUGGCUGUGGCAGUGGACAUCGACGAAACAGGAUGCACACCGCUUGGAAGCGAUGCCAUGGUCGUGCAGGCGUCGCGCUCAGAGUCUGCCUGGGCCGAGGGACAAUCGCUGACAGCCGUGGUGAAUUUGGUGUUGGCUUUCGCAGCAGAACAGCAAGACGAUGGAGCCGCAGACUCGCAGAAAAGAAGUGGGAUCCUUGAGUGCCCCAUGAACAACGGGGAACUGGCGAACCUGUCCCAGGAUGGUCCUGCGGAGUACACCGUGGCACAAGGUGUCUGCUUCAUCAAGCCCUCGGAGGACCCCCAGUCCGGCAAGAUCCUGAAGGCCAAGAGGCCUGUGGGGUCCAAGAUCUACACAACAGGCACCACAUGGAAGGGGCCCCAGGGCGGCCUCUGGGCCGAGGUGGAUGUGGCGAGAUCUCCAGGGGAGAUGGGUUGGGUGCUGGUCUCGGGACCCGGGUUCGGGCUCAGGGGCCCUUGUCUGAUCGACCCGGAGGCCAACGACGGUGCUUCCCAGAUGAUUCACAUCAGGUGGCUCAAGGACCCCCCGAUCUUCAACUGCAUGAUGCCGAAAGCCGCGACUGUUGGUGACCUUGUGGACACAUUCUGCUCAAGAACUGGCUUGAAUCGCAAGGAGACUAUCCUCACCAAGGGCCUCCCCCGAAAAGCGCCGAACGGAACUGGCGCCCUCCUCCCAGUGGAUUACACGGACCCCAAGGAUGUCCUCUUCCGAGAGAUGACGAUCGAGGAGGCACAGAUCAGGGACACGCUGAAUUUGGUGUACGUGGGACAUUUUGAUGAGGACUACAAUCCCAGCUGA
Molecule: messenger RNA, 3981 nt
Organism: Symbiodinium sp. CCMP2592
Lineage: Eukaryota; Dinophyceae; Suessiales; Symbiodiniaceae
Source: the annotation of a GenBank genome assembly